CUCAGGACUAUUUGAAAACGUCCUGCUGUGGCUGGUGUGGGAUGUGGGGGCUUUUGGCUGUGGGCAAGUGAUUUUAGAGCUAGAACUUGCCUUUGAAGACAACAGUGUUCCUGGCAUAAUGCCAGAAACUUCUGAAACUUCUAUGAAAUGAGCACUUCUGACUUCCCCCACAGACAUUUGAAACACAGACCUUCUUGAUAGAAAUUGACCAACUAAAGAAUGAACACUGCCCCCUUCCCCGCUGCACUGUCAUUUCAACCUAAGUCCCCCAGGACCCUGAAGCUGUGUGGAGUGCAUGUCGGAGACAUGAGGCUUCCUUCAGGACAUCAAACAUUUUAUCGAAAGGCUCUUAUUUGCUGGAUCUUGCACGAGGCAUCCAUAAUAAUUUUAAUCGCUUAAAGAGUAAAAAGUAAGAAAACACUUGCACCUCCACGAUGAUGUAACUGUUUGAUGGUUUUUCUUCUUUGCCCGCCACUGAAUUCCUUCUAUCCCUUCACAGUACCUCAACUGAGGAAUAAGCAUCUCCCAUCUCCACCAGGCCUUUCUGGUUCAGCAGAUACUUGUGAGGGAGGAACUCAGGUACCUCAUUGUUUGGUAGGAUAAAGUCAAGGAAAAUCAACCCAGGGUAGCCUGUAGCCAACGAGAAUGGAAACAAACAUUUCACAGGAAAUGCUGCCUCGAUGUCCUUUUCUUUUUGCCUGUUGACUGUUUGUUGAGCCAGGGAUAAAGAUCCACCUUAAAAGAUUGGUGCCUUUUAACACAGAGCCUUAAGCAACCCUGGGACUCUAGUGCAAUUUGUCCCUGAAAUGAAUGCAAAUGUGGUUUCUAACCUGGCAGCGAAGUCUCUGCAAAUAAACACCACUGGCUAGCUGCCUUAGGGAAAUGUCGUGAUUCAGUAAGGAGAAGCUCCACGGCCAUUGGUAUCCAACAAGAGAAAGACAAAAGUCUGAUAUGGUUUUUCACCCUUCCUAUUCAUACAGAAGAUUUCAAACAAGAAAGUAUUCAGCAGUGGCUGGACUCUGGAUUCUUUGUCUCUGUAAAUGAAAACCCUCAGCAAGUCAUCGACCACGCUGGUAUUCCUUCUGACUCUUGCGCACCAGCCGUCAGGGCCACAACACAGUCCUCUUGAAUUUAAAUUUUUUGAGGUGGGACAAUACUAAUUUUUCUUUUUAUGUCAAGCAAGUGUCUAUGGAAAUGCAAAAUGGCCACAUCUGGAUCUUAAAAUCAAAAGGACACAUCAAUUUCUUUGUAUGAACAAGGAAUGGUUCAAAUGACCGUGAAAGACUAUAUGAGAUCUUUGCAUCACUUUUCAGAAACUCCCACUCUAUCCAGAGGGACCAGCUUCAACUCUUGCCAUUCUGCUGCAAGUAUACCACAAAGCGUUCCUGAAUGGCUGGAAUUUUGGGAAAAAGAUCCAGUGGAGAUUCUCUUGGAUCUGGGGUUUGGUGCUGACGAGCCGGACAUCUGCACACGAAUCCCAGCCAGAUUCCUGGGUCGUGGCUCAGCUGCCAGAGGAAUCAAUAUCCGUGUUUUUCUUGAAGCUCAAAAGCAGCGAAUGGACAUUGAGAACCCUAACUUGUACAGCCGUUUCCGACAGUUGGAAAUUCUGGACCAUGUGGCCAAUGCCUUUUCAUCUUUGCUGAAUGAUGUUAACAUUCUGCAAAACAAAACUGAAGAGAAAGAUGAAGGAAAAAGUGUGCAAAGAACCUCAGUGAGUGGAGCUAAAGAGCAUCAGAGAAGAAUGGGUGAACUUUUCAGGAGAGCUUCAAAGCAAAACCUUAGGAGGGAUUGUAGCCCAGAAGAAUCAGAGUCAUUGAACAUGAGGGACAGAUUUUCCAUUCCCUCUGCAAAACCAGGAGAGUGUGGAACAGAGUUACCAGCUGCGACAAACAGCUAUGACCACAGUCAUUUGUCUCCUUCCGCAGAGCAUCAGUCUCCCCAAACCUGUGUUGACUUGGUACCUCAUCAUCCUCCCCAAGCUCUUCUGAGCAAGACUCACUCAUCCAUGUUGGCCAAGAAUGCUCUUCCUUCCAAUGUGUCUGAGAGGUCAGUCAAGGACAGAACUCCAAAGGAGAACUCAAUUCAGACUAACAAGCUUAAGAGCUUGUCUCGUCUUGCGGGCAAAGCACCAGACUCCUUUGAGAUGGAAGAGGUCCAGAGCUUUGAAGAAGAGACUGGUAAUCCUCUUGACGCGACUUCAGGAACUGUAGGUGCCACUGUGAACAGAGUAAACAGCUGCCACUCUGACAGCAGCGGGUUCCUAGAGGAACCACUGGAACCCCCGCCCCUGCAGAUGCCUUCCUUGCCAGGCAGCCAGAGUCCUGCUGAGAAUGAAUGUAGAAAGCCAAGGGAUCAGAGCCAGCACUUAGUGUCAUACCUGGACUGCCAGCAAGAGUCAGAUGAGUCUGAUUCCAAGAGCAUGUUGAGCACAUCUUUUUCAAGUCAAGACUGGAGUGCCUUGGAAGAAAAGGCCUCAACAUCUGUGGCAGAGAAAGAGUCUCAGUUUGAGGCCAUGGAGGGGCCACCAGAGCUGUUGAAACAAGAUAUGGCCCUUGACAAGACCAUCCCGGGGGGAGCAUACCCAAGGAAAGACAGCCACCUGAGGCAGCAGCCACCCAUACCCCAAACUGAACAUGAGGCCGUUGGAGGCACAGUUACCUCCAAAUGUGAUUGCCCUGUGGGGUUUAUGGUGACUCACAUCAUGGAAGCCAAGGAUAGGUCUCUGAGGCCUGAGGGAGCUGGGGAAGUGUAUGUGCAAAGCCACCACGGCGAGUCUCAAAGGUCACCUGGAAUUGAUCAUGUUCAAGACAAGUUCCUUUGCGUUGACUCUGAGGCCCCGAGAGGAGUAGAGAGCAGUAAAGUCUGUCUUGAUAGCAACAACACCUUACUGAGACAGGAAAGUCCACCACAGCGUGUCCCCAAGCCCAAGGAAGUCACACCCGAUACAGUUGACCUUAUCCAAACGUCUGAAAAGUCCAUUCCCCACCUAGAUAAACUGGCUAGAGACACCCCCCAGGCAAAUCCAAAGUGUAGUGCUCUGGGUCAGAUACCACUGAGGGCAGAACCUGAGACGGGAAACCUUCCUCCAAAUGCUGACUCAAACACUGUUAGCUCCAAGUCCGUGACAAUCCAGAUGUCUUCCUGUCUGACAUCGGCUAUUCAGAAUGCUGUGGCCUUGGGGACUGAUUCUAGAGAAACAACUUUACAAUGCACUAUGUGUGACCCUGUUACCACAGGACUGGGGACAGAGGCAAAACAGUUCAAUGAUGUUUCCGUUCAGACUUGUAUAUGUGAGCCCAGGCCCUGGCAUUGCUGCUCAGCUCCAAGCAACAAGGCCCAGCCCUUCACCAAAUCUGUCUCUCUAGACACAGGCUACCCUGGUAUCUACCCCGUGGGCAUCUGCCACUCCGUACCUGCCCACUGCUGCCUCUGCCAUCAUCAACAUCCCCACUGCCACCGAGAGAGGCAAAGCCCUAGGCCUGGCACCUCAGCCUGCAGGCAUUGCCCGUGCUCUCGUGACCUGGAAGCCCAGUUCAUGAAGACUUUGAAAGUCCUUCAGGACGCUACAGUGAGGGAGCUGUGUUCUUGCACAGUCCACGAGAUGGAAGCAAUGAAGAUGGUAUGCCAGAGUUUCCGGCAGCAUUUAGAGGAAAUUGAACAGCACCUUACAGGACAGCAGGCACUCUUUUCCUGGGACAUGUCAGAGGAGGACAGGGAGGAGGCCAAGGAACUGCAAAGUUUACGGGAGGCCCUGCGGCAGCAGCUGGAAGAGCUAGAGUUUCAACUAGGAGACCGGGCCCAGCAACUCAGAGAAGGGAUUCUGUCGCAACUUGAGCUUCUCACAGGGGAACCCCAUGAACACUAUACAGAUCUGCAUCAAUAUAACUGGACAGAAGAAAAGAAUGGCCAGACUUCAUGUGCUGACAUCCACCAAAGCAUGGCCCCUGGGGCUGCCUGUCCUCCUGAUGAUAGCCACCAGGCUUCCCGCCCAGGUGUGACCCAUUUGGCUGCCUUUUCUCCACCCACCUUGGAGAGCAGCCCCAGGAUGCCUCCUCCAGCUCUGGCAGAGUUAGGUCCGGUCCCUUUGUCAAAUCGUCCUGUUGAAGAAAAACAUACAAAUGUCUUCCUCUAGAUCAGAGUGGGUUUGAUGAUCUUCCUGCAAAAUGUAAGAGCACAUUCUAGCCAGAGCAAGGAUAUCUAAGUUUUCCCCAAGGAGAAGUAUCUGUCAAUCCUUCAUCAGCUAUUAUUUUUAAUAUUCUCCUCUAUGGUUAAACCCAGGAGGAACUCAGAAUAUUUUAAUACUCAUUCAAUGUGGAAUCAGUGAGUAUCUGCUAUGUUCCUGGCGUAGGGAAUAUGGGGUGGCUGAGAAAUACAUAUCUCAAGGUAUACGUGGUGUACAGUCUUUGCCCGGCUGAACCUUACAGCCUCCUGGGGGAGAUAGAAUGUAAACAUGAAUUUGAAAGCUAUGAAAGUGCUUUGAAGGAAAUAACAGAGUUUUAUGAAAGAGAGCAUAGCAGAGAGUCUGAUUUACAUCAGGGUAUCAGGAGGGCCUGGUUGAGGGAGUGACAACAGAAGAGGGAAAGAAGAUCCAGGUCUCAGAGGUAGCACACUGUCCAAAAGCCUGGAGUCAGUGGGCCAGCCAGCAGUAUGGAUGAAGCACCCGUCAUGUGCCAGGAACUCUUCCUGUGCUGGAGACAGAGUUGUGAACAAGACAGACAAAAUGUCUACUCACAAAGAAGUGGACCAAGGGUGAAAAACAACAACCACCGCCACAACAAAUAAAAUAAUUUCAAUACUGACAAGUGCGGUGGCAAAGACAGCAUGAUAAUACUGUUAUGGGUGAUGUGGGAUGAAAAGCACAGGGGGGUUGAGGAAAGCCUUGUGAAAGGACAGCUGUUUGGGUAAGACCUGAAUGGAGGAAGAGGAAGCCGUGUGAAAUUCUGGGGAAAGAACAUUUAAAGAAUAAGGUAUGGAAAGUUUGAAGACCCUGAGACAGAAACAGCCAGAGUUGCUGAGUGUGUGAGUGAUGGGGGAGUGGAGGGAGAGAAAGGCCUGGGAGGAGGGCUCAGGGCUGACUGCCGGCCGGAAUCUGAGAGCCGGGAUUAUGUUUCCAAGUGUAAUGGAAAGCCAUGGCAGUUUGAAGCAGGGUUGUCAUAUGAUGUGAUUUACGUUUAAAAAUCAUGCUGAUCCCUUGAGGAGAACACAGCACUGGGGACUUCCAGCUGGGCAGAGCUCCCAGUUAGGAGACUGUUGGUGUAAUCCCUGAGGUGAGGAGCAAAGCUGUCAAGCUGCCUCCAUCCAGCUGGGAGGCUUGCGAGGCGCCGCCUGCAGUGAAAUGCAGGGACGUGUCCACAAAGGCUGAAUAUACUUGCAGUCUCUAAGUACCGCAGGAAUUCUAAGGAAUGGGGAAUACGUGAAGGAUGGAAUAGUCAGAAAAACUCCACAGAAAAAGUAAUGCCUCGAGGGAAGUUCAUCAUUUGCAUAAGAAGAUGGGCAAGUGGAGGUCACUUCCCAGCAAGGAAGCCAAGAAGCUAUUUCUUUUGAAACUACCCAUUCCCCGAACCAAGCUCAUAGCCUAUUUCCGUUCUUCGUCCUCCUUGUUUUCUGGAAGCUUUUGGCUUCAGUGGAGCCCUCCUUCCCUUCAGACCAUCCCACAGUUUCCUUUGUUGACUGUCCUUCCUCAGAAGGUAGACAUCCUUCCUCUGUCCUUAAUUCUCUUUCUCUCUCCACACGGUCUUCCUAAAUAGACACAGUCACUCGAUAGGCGUGCAUACCCCCAGCUCCCAGCUCUCUCCAGAAUUUCUGUCCAGAAUUUUCUCUUCUCUGCAAGAUAUUUCUCACCUUGAAGGCUCGCCUUUAUGCCUCACUCAGUAUCUAAAACUGAUCCCAUGAUUUCCCUGAAUCAGUUCAUCUUGCUGGUACUUCUGUCAAUACCAUUGCCAUUCUCCUUGCCAUGCAGACUCAAAGCCACAAAUUUGCAUUGUCUCCUCAUUCUCCUUCACCCUUUUCCCUCUGAAUCAGUCAAUUAUCACAUCAUCACUGAGUCUACUGCCACAAUUUAGUUCCCAGAAGUCCCUUUAGAAGCAGUUACCCGGUGAGGGCACAGCUAGGGGGCCUCCUCACUGCCCGGAGCUUCCUGCUCUCUGAACUACGCUGGCCUCUGCCAGAUUGUCUCGCUCAGGCACCGCUGGGUCAUAUUUCCCUGGCCUAGGGUGAGUACCCAGGGAGUACUUUUUGGAUACCCCAGAGAAUUAGAGAGAAGUCACAAGAUCACACUUCCCAGAGCAGUCUUGCCCCAAAACCUCUGUGCCCUGGAAUUACUCUGCCCCCCUCCUUGUGUCUUGCUGCCUCAUUUCCCUUUACCUCAUCCCUAUUUUGGCUCCUACCUCAUGGCUCAGCUUCCAGCCCCAACUUGGCUCCUGCUGUACUGCAUUUGUAGCCCCAAAUUGCUUCACUUUCUAAACUCCUUAAGUUCUUCCCCUGGGUCAGACGGUUGACCUCCAUUUCUUCAAUGCAGACUUUGAAAAGCUUGCCUGUGGUUUCUGCCUUGCUCCUUCCUCACAACACCUCUUGAACGAAGAGGGACACCCAACUCUGAGCCCUCCCUAACCCAGCAGCCGUCUACGUUACAGGUCUCAUAUCUUGUUCAGCCCUAGUAUGAAUCUUAACUGCUACUCCCCUAAAUCCCCUCAUGCUUUCCUGCUCCCUUUCAAUUGCUAAGACACAUGAAUUACCUCUCCAGAAGUCCGGGGUUAGACCCCCUGCAGAAGCUAUUUUUUCUCUUUUUGGGUACUCCUAUAGUACUUCGUGCUUUUAUUAGGACACUUGUAACCCACUGCCUACUGCUUUGUGUUACCAUCAUCUGUGUAGGUCAUAUCUUCUCCACUAAACUUAAAGCUACUGGAGGGCUGUGUAGCACCCUCUACCUUUGUGUUUAAGAGAGACUAUCAGGAUGAAAGUUAGUGCUCCCACCUUUACCACAUGUGCCCUGGACAUUGCUCUCCUUGCCCCAGUUUCCUCCUCUGUAAUAUAGGAAUAAGAAAAACAACAUAGUGUCGUUGAGCAGAAUAAAUGCAGUAAAUCACGUGCAGGGUUUAACCCAAUGCCUAUCACAUUGUAAGUGUUCAAUGUAUGUUGGCUAUUAUUACAAGUGCACAUACCAAGAACUCAAUAAAUGCAAGCUCGUAUUAUUA
This is a messenger RNA of Equus quagga, 7193 nucleotides long. It is a transcript of the gene ITPRID1, whose product is annotated as ITPR interacting domain containing 1. The record is from RefSeq and is a predicted model, not a curated record. NCBI's taxonomy places the organism in Eukaryota, Metazoa, Chordata, Mammalia, Perissodactyla, Equidae. The transcript is spliced from 14 exons. The coding region runs from base 1262 to 4132 and encodes 956 amino acids. Gene Ontology annotation, molecular function: signaling receptor binding.